AAUCCCGCCACAUUUGAGCCCCAUUAUUUCGUGUUAAUUUGCUGGUUUCGUACCUCAAUCCUGCCGCUCAGUCGACCGUCGUCUUUUGGAUCAGUCGCGACGAUGUCCGCGCACGAGGAAUUGGCUAAGGCCGUGACAAAUCGGACUCUAAGAACGAUUCAAACCGAGCUCGAGUUCUUGGCGGAUUCGGGCAUAAUCACCUCUCAAACGCUCUCCUCUAUCUUAUCUCAGCUCCCAAGUCCUCUGCAAACUCGGGCCACGGCUUCUGGCACGUCCAUAGAGCAGCCCACCCGGACACCCUCGAUUUCUGCGCCCCAGCCUCCGGUCGCUGCACUAGCUAAUACGUCGCUGAACGAGAAGCAAAACGGUUAUCCUCCGCCAUCGCCAUCGCCGGCUGCAGUCCCGCCUCCAGCUUACGCGCCCCCUCCGUCUGCCGGGCCUCCUGUGCUCUCCAUUGCUACAGCUCUUUACCAAUAUAACCCUACUGAUGCUGGCGAUUUGGCAUUUAUUCCCAAUGAUCGGAUUGGGAUUCAGGAGUAUGUGAACCCGGAUUGGUGGAAGGGUCGGAAUGAGAGGACCGGGCAGGAGGGUAUCUUUCCUCGGACGUAUGUCAGAAUUAUCGAGGAAAAGGCUCCGCUUCCUCCGGCUCCUGUCUCAAGUGGAUAUGGGAACAUGCCGCUUGAAGUUAGCCAGAGCGGCUCGACGCCCUCUGAUCCCAACAAUCCGAACAAGCACGGCAAGUUUGAGGACGCAGGGAAGAAAUUUGGCAAGAAACUUGGUAAUGCGGCUAUUUUCGGUGCUGGCGCUACUCUGGGAGGUGACAUUGUCAAUUCGAUUUUCUAAAGCUGAGUCUGAAAUCUUUGUAUAUGUGGGACUGCGUUUAGGCUGCGUUCUUAAUUUGUGUCUUCUGGAUUAGCGGGCAUCUUUUUAUCCAAUGAUUCUUUCUAUAUAGACUCGAUUGCUCCUGCAAAGGUAUCGAAGCAGUAUCGUGAAGCAGUAUCAUGAAGCCUGUGCGUGGCCACCUAAAAGUGGUUAAUAUCCCACAGAGGUGAAAGAUCCUGCCUUAAGUCGUAGUAUAUUGCAGGUACUGAAACGAUAACAAGUUUUAAGUUGAGGAUUGAAUUGUAACAUUUGCAAUGGGCUUUUAAUUUGACCUGCCAAGAAUCUGAUUGCAGGUUACGUUUUCCUGGUUAUCGAAGAAUUGCAAAGAAACAUCGAUAACCUUGUCUUUCAAAAAAAAAAAAGGGGGGGGGC
Messenger RNA from Xylona heveae TC161, 1254 nucleotides. RefSeq names its product SH3-domain-containing protein. The coding region runs from base 103 to 843 and encodes 246 amino acids. The record is from RefSeq and is a predicted model, not a curated record. The transcript has 3 exons. Gene Ontology annotation, cellular component: ESCRT-0 complex. NCBI's taxonomy places the organism in Eukaryota, Fungi, Ascomycota, Xylonomycetes, Xylonales, Xylonaceae. Gene Ontology annotation, molecular function: protein binding. Gene Ontology annotation, biological process: protein transport to vacuole involved in ubiquitin-dependent protein catabolic process via the multivesicular body sorting pathway.